Messenger RNA from Brachypodium distachyon (stiff brome), 1790 nucleotides. Its product is annotated as choline/ethanolaminephosphotransferase 1. The coding region runs from base 268 to 1437 and encodes 389 amino acids. The record is from RefSeq and is a predicted model, not a curated record. The transcript has 18 exons. Gene Ontology annotation, biological process: phospholipid biosynthetic process. Gene Ontology annotation, molecular function: phosphotransferase activity, for other substituted phosphate groups. Gene Ontology annotation, cellular component: membrane. NCBI's taxonomy places the organism in Eukaryota, Viridiplantae, Streptophyta, Magnoliopsida, Poales, Poaceae.
UCCUUGCUCCUGGCCUUUCUUUCUCCCUUUCCCUCCUCCUCCUCCUAUCACCACCCACUCAACCGGCGGCCACCACCAUUGCCUUGCCACAACACAAAGAGACAAACUAGAUCCUGCAUAAAUUCCUCCGCCAACCACACCACGCGCGCCCGCCUCGCCUCGCCUCGUGCGCGCUCACGGUCUCUGGAUCCUAUCCUUUACGCCCCCAUUCCUUCCCUGCGGCCGCGGAUUUGGGGGGGUUGCAAGAGAGUGAGUGAGAAGGGAAGGAUGGGCUACGUCGGGAACCAUGGCGUGGCGACGCUGCGGCGGUACAAGUACAGCGGCGUCGACCACUCCGUCGUCGCCAAGUACAUCCUGCAGCCCUUCUGGUCGCGAUUCGUCCACCUCUUCCCGCUCUGGUUCCCACCAAACAUGAUUACACUGACUGGUUUCAUGUUUCUACUGACAUCAGCAUUCCUUGGCUUUUACUAUUCGCCUCAUCUUGAUACAGCACCCCCUAGAUGGGUUCAUCUCGCGCAUGGAAUCCUUCUCUUCCUUUACCAGACUUUUGAUGCCGUGGAUGGUAAACAAGCAAGGCGUACCAACUCAUCAAGUCCUUUAGGCGAACUUUUUGAUCAUGGAUGUGAUGCGCUUGCAUGUGCUUUUGAGUCCCUGGCUUUUGGAAGCACAGCAAUGUGCGGAAAGUCUACCUUCUGGUUUUGGGUCAUUUCGGCUGUUCCUUUCUACUGCGCAACCUGGGAACACUAUUUUACAAAUACGCUUGUUCUUCCUAUAGUCAAUGGGCCAACUGAAGGCCUUAUGCUGAUCUAUGUGUGCCAUAUUUUCACCUUUUUCACAGGAGCUGAAUGGUGGGCACAGGACUUCCGGAAAUCAGUGCCCCUCCUAAAUUGGGUCCCUCUUGUUCCUGAAAUCCCGCUCUAUGGCAUCGUGCUGUUUCUAAUGGUUGCUUUUGCUGUAAUCCCUACGAUUGGAUCUAACACUCAUAAUGUCUACAAAGUUGUCGAAGCAAGAAAAGGAAGCAUGCUGCUGGCACUAGCAAUGCUCUUUCCUUUUGGUUUCCUCUUGGCUGGAGCUCUCGUGUGGUCCUAUCUGUCUCCUUCAGACAUAAUGAGAAAUCAACCACAUCUGCUCAUUAUUGGAACUGGUUUUGCUUUUGGCUUUCUUGUGGGAAGAAUGAUUCUGGCUCACUUGUGUGAUGAACCCAAAGGUCUUAAGACAGGAAUGUGCAUGUCCCUAGCGUAUUUUCCGUUUGCAAUUGCAAAUGCGCUGACUGCACGACUUGAUAACGGAACCCCCCUUGUUGAUGAGCAGCUCGUUCUCCUGAUGUACUGCCUAUUUACAGUGGUGCUGUACAUGCAUUUUGCUACAUCUGUUAUCCAUGAAAUCACCAAUGCGCUUGGGAUCCAUUGCUUCAGAAUCACCAGGAAAAAGGCGUAACUCUAAUCAGUACUCGUGUGUGGUAUCUGCCAAACAAGCAAGCAUACCUACUUGUCUUCAUUACAUGGAUGAUGUCUGAAUCAUAUUGUCCUCUGGCAUUACUGCUGUGCUGUCCCCUGGAAUUUACAUCAGCAUUAAAAAUCUGUGCCGAUGAUAAAACAAUGUAUUUAAAACAGAUGGGGAAAUUUUGUUGUAACUUAUGUAGAGCAGAUGCUCAGUGAAAACUUUAGGGAGGAGGGAAUGUUGAGCUGAUUGGCAGAUGAUGCCUUCGUAAUUUAUCACAUUGUAACACCAACAGAGUUACAGAGAUGUGGUUAGUGUUGUUUAAAUAUGAAUCUUUCUGAUUUGGUUGA